UUCGCCUCGGAAUUUCUUCUUAUCGCACGAAGAUUCUCUGUGCGCGAACAAACAUAGAAACGGCGGUUUAGACGGUUGCACUUCGGCGGGCAAGUGCGAAGGUCAGCGGCGCAGGCGUGAUGCGAAAAGUCGAUGGGUGUCGUCGAUAAGAUGCUCGCUCGCUCGUCUCGCUCGUCUCGCGCAUAACCUGGUGGUAUAACCUACAAAUUCGCCGUUGAGUGCGUCCGCCGAACGCACGUCGAUUGUCGUCGUCCGUGCGGCGACGUGACGUGACGUGUUGACGCGUGACGUUCGCGACUCGAGCGCAUCGCGACACGUGUCAUAAAUCCGAAAUAGGUGGUGCAAAGAGUAGUCUUCCCUUACGCGUUCCCGAUAUCGUUCCGGGAUAAUCAGGAGGACGACGUCGUGAAAGUUAUAUGGACUGUCGGAACGGAUUGCUCGUUCGCGCAAAACAUGGGUCAUGGGUCCAGCCGUUCAUCCUCGUCAACGAAUAUCCUCUCCCUGGAGGAGCUGGCGCUUGUGGAGAAUAUCUUUAAGUCGAUGUCACGUAGCUCGGGUUCAAUCAAACGAGAAGACAUAUUCAAACACUGGUCGACCCAUCUGGACGAGGUGUUGCUUCAGUUUGUGAUACGAUUUCUCUGUCACGACCCGGGCAAGAAAGUCUCGACUAUCAACGGCGAGAACUUCGGCCGGCUUUACGCCUUUGCCGUACGCGGCAGUCCCGAGGAACGCACAAGUCUUAUAUUCGAUGGUUUCUCGGAAGAGGAAAAAAAGUACGAAAUGCCCACCGCUACGUUCCUUCAGUACAUUCAAGCAACGAUUAACUCCUACUUGCGACUGCAAAAGAAUUCAAGCAACGCUCAUUACCUCACCUGGAGCAGCAUCGGCUGCACCGUCAACACCAGGCGUAUACAGGUGCGUUCUCACAGUCUGUGCGAAGACCUGAUCAAAUACGGGGACGUGUUAACCGUCGAUCAAGUCGAGACCUGGUUUGUGACCGCGACCACGUUCAAGAAUAUUCAGUCGCACGUCUUCCAAUAUCUAUUUCUGAUCUCGCAGAAGAAGGUAAGCGACAAGAAUCCAGCUAUGCGGAUAAACGAUUUGAAUCUUCUGCCGUUGUGCAAAGGUUUGGAGAACAUACCGCAUUUUCCGAGCAUAUUAGGUUUGGGAGACGUUCUGUUUCUGAAUCUAAGCCUGCCGCACGAGUUGCGGAAUGAGUGGCGAUUUUUGUUUUCGAGUCAGGUGCACGGCGAGUCUUUCUCCACCAUGCUGGGUAGAAUUGUGAUGCAAGGCGCCACGAUUAUUAUACUUCAAGAUAUGGACGACCACGUGUUCGGCGGUUUUGCCUCCGACAGCUGGAAGCUGGGACCGAACUUCAUAGGAAAUCAAACGUCGUUUUUGUUCAAGCUCGAGCCGGACAUAUUGACGUUCUCGGCGACGAAUUACAAUAAUCAUUAUCAAUAUCUCAAUCUCCAUCAACAAACUAUGCCUAACGGUCUGCUAAUGGGCGGUCAGUUGAAUUAUCCCGGCCUCUGGUUGGAUUGCGAAUACGGUACCGGCAAAUCGAGCUUGUCGUGCACGACAUUUCAAAAUUACAUACGCCUCAGCGGCAAGGAGAACUUCAAAAUCAAACACUGCGAGGUCUGGGGAGUCGGUCCUGUGCCGGACGUGGAGGAGCAGGACGCGCGCGAAACGAAAUCCGUGCUGAAUCAAGACGAGACAGCAAAAACAAUGAUGGAAUUGUCCGGUCGUAAGUUGUACAGCAAGGAGCUCGGCUUGGAUAAUCAAGAGUAAUUUGUGAUAUGAAAUCCUGAGAGAGAUUUUUAUGGAAAGCUCAUACACACAAAGUCGACAACGACGACGAGACGAACACGAUGCCGGAGAGCUGUCCGAUUGUAAAUCGCAACAGCGAGAGUGUCUUCGCGAGGGUGUCAAGAAUAAUUGUGAUAUAUACGAAAUAUUGAGAUUUUUAUGGGAACUCGGAACCAGAGUGAAAAAAAAAAAAAAAAAUAUGUUGUACAGAUGUUUGCAGGGUAAAACUGCAGAAAAGGGGAGCAGCUUCCGAUGACCUUGAGCUUAGGAUAUAUUGUCAAGAUCGUGGCCCCGAGUAAGGUUCCGCAGGUUUUAUCCGGCGGUCAUUGUUUGUUUACAAGUUAUUAUAAAAAAAUGUUUUACAAAUUAUCCCUUAUUUUUCGACAUCAUGUACAUUGAAACAGUAAAACAUGUUGUUCCUAUCGGAGCAUUACAUACCUACGUACGACCUUGACAUAUUAUAUCAACAUAUGUCUUUGGUUUGAUUUCCUCAUUGACAACAUGUAUAGCUUGCCAGUUCGUGUCGAACCUUAUGUAGAAUUUUGCUAAGCAUGGAAAGUGUAUGCGCGGAAGAAGUGUGUUCCGCCCCCCCUGCGGGGGGGCUCCACUAUCCAAAAACUAGACACAUAGAUUUGGGUUGAACCUCGUUUUGCGUGAGAAAUGCAUGCGUGGAUGCAAUGAAACUGCGAUUACGUCGCUAUAUGAUUUGUUUUGAUUUCUUCGUUGCGAUACACGUAUAUACCUAUUAUUUUCACGAGGGGGGAGCAGGGAGGAGGGGCGAAGCCCCUCCACCUGCGAGGAUAAAACCUGCGGAACCUUACUCGGGGCCACGACAUUGACAAUAUAUCCUAAGCUCAAAGUCAUCGGAAACUGCUCCCCUUUUCUGCAGUUUUACCGUUUGCAGAUAGUUAAGAUUUGAUUGAUCAAUUUGCGGAAUGAAAAAAAAAUCUAAAAUCCGUUAAAAAUGUAAAAUCCGUUAACGAUUCUAUUAACCUUUUCGCUCCGGA
Pseudomyrmex gracilis is the source of this 2819-nucleotide messenger RNA. Its product is annotated as TLD domain-containing protein 1. The record is from RefSeq and is a predicted model, not a curated record. Lineage: Eukaryota; Metazoa; Arthropoda; Insecta; Hymenoptera; Formicidae. The coding region runs from base 454 to 1794 and encodes 446 amino acids. The transcript has 2 exons.